This is a messenger RNA of Mycena citricolor, 2039 nucleotides long. The record is from the annotation of a GenBank genome assembly. Lineage: Eukaryota; Fungi; Basidiomycota; Agaricomycetes; Agaricales; Mycenaceae.
GCUAUUCUCGUACCACUACCAGCACCACCUCCAAUGGACUGGCGUGCAGCCCCAAUGCACCUCCCCAUCCCGCGAACACCGCCCCCCGCGAUUUCACCCGCCCAACUGGGCACACCUGCCGCGGACUGGGCGGAGAACACGACGGCCAUUUUGGGCGGCACACGAGAGGCGCUGCCCCAGUGUGCGACGCCGGACCCGCAAUUCCCUGGCGCGUAUCCGGGCGAUGGGGAGGACGACGCGAGGGACGAGACGGGCGAGAUGCUCAGGGAGGCGGCGAGGGCGCUGCUUCCCGUUGGGCUCGCGGAAUAUCUCGGCGUUAGCGAGGAACCCGCAGCGAAACCAGAACCCGCUGAGCUGCAGGCGUCCGCAUCACAAACGUUCGACACUCCUCUCCCCACGCCCGACGUGCUCUCUCCUUUGCUUCCCCCAGCGCCGGCUCCGAGUCGGCAGCAGACGUCCGCGUCGGUCAUUACCACGGCCUCCUCGCCAUCGGCCGUGGGCGGGAUGUACAGCGAAGCGUCUUCGAUGUUCUCCUCGUCCGGAACGCUGAGUGUCGAUGAGGGAUACGCGUUGCUCGGUUCGACGUCUACCCUAGCCACCUCGCAAGCCGAACAGAACGGUGAUAGGCCGUUGCAGGGCGGAGACGAUCGUCUUGGUGUCGGCGGCGUCGACGACUUCCAUGGCGGCCCCGUUCCGAUCGGCAGUGCGCCAUUUACGCCCAUCCCACCCGUCGAGCACGAGGGACAGUACUUCCCGCUGACUGUCUCGCCCGAGUCGGUAACGACCGUGACACCCGCUGUGUCAGGGGAUAGGGCGACCGAACAUGAGCACGGCGGAUCCACAAACCAGGCUGUGUUCACCAAGCACGACGGUGUACAAGUCAGCCCGCCUGAUGCAUCGCACACUGUCCUGCUCAACGAGGCUGAGGAGAAGGAAUUGGACUCGGUGACGGCCCUCAACGAAGAGAAGAUGGGCCAAGAUAUGAAUGCGGAUGCGCUAUCUCCGCUUAUUCCGGUGCCAUCCGUUUCCAGGAAGGGAGUCGAUACCACCGCCGCGGAGCAAGAUGCGCCAGGCCCAGAGGUGGAGGAUGGCCGAGACGAGAUGGAGGGAAGUCCGGGUGCGCAUCGGAAAAUUACUAAGCGCCGUUCGCGGUUCGUGGAGAAAAUGAAGGUUCUCGGGGAGAAGAUACAGCUGGGAAGUCAUUGAGAGAGCUGGGGUUGGCUGGACGGGGAUCGCGGCUGGAAUGACGCUCGGGAUAGGAAGAUGCCACUUGUAGAAUUAGCCCGGAGGCAGAGCACGUACUUGUUGGCUCAUUGCAAAUGCAUUCCAUUAGCCUCGUUUGAUCACAAUGGGGCCACCUGGAGUGUGAUGUCAUCAACAAUUAUGAAAACUAAGGCCUGACCAAAGGUCAUACGCCCAUUCUAAUACAGUCGAAUGCGGCACCAAUGAUGCAUUUUUGCGUGCGUGGUAGUAGUGUCUAGUGUCUGUCCCAGAUGACCGUGUUCUUUUUUUGGAUCCUAAGUUUGAGCGGGUGAAUUGUCAAUGGCUGGUAGGGCGAGAAGCGGACUGAUGAUUGAAGACGGCGAUCAAAAAGGGCCUGACCGGGAAUUGAACCCGGGACCUCCUCGAAAUAGUGCCAUACAGCCCUAACAAGGAAUCAUACUACUAGACCAUCAGGCCGAUGGCUGUUCUCUCUGAUGCACAGAUCUCAUCCGACCUAAAAUCUUUUCAAGAUGCGGGCAAUAUGCUGAUUUGAAUCUCAUUCAGCAAAAUCUACACAUGAAAUAUAUAUAUACACGAGAAGACAGAUUUUCACGAGUGACUAAAGAGUGGAGAAGAAAUAGUGCAGCACGAGCGGAGCAAGACUGAGCAAACAAGCCCAAAAGCUCCAUUUACCAUGAGCGAAAGGUUUAUUAUGGCGUCACACGUGAUCGCGAACAAAUAACCAAGUGAAGUGUUGGGGAAAAUGGGUCGAGGGGGUCGAUUAGGUAAUGAUAGAGUAGUUUGCAAUAGCAAUGAGGAAUAAACUUGGAUUGCUU